ACAGCUAUUAGCUGUUUUUCCCCAUCUCUGAAAAGAAUUUAGGGCAUUUUGCGACAAGCAGAAAGAACGGAUCUUCGUUACUCAUCUUUUCUACUCUCCCUCCAUAAACCCUAGUGGAGGCAGAAAACCCAAAUCACCGAUUGUUUUCUUCCAUCGUCCUCUCGGAGGCAUCGAAAAUGGCGGAAUCAGGUAAGGCAGGGCACACGGGACCUAGCGGUGGGGGAGAGGAGAAGUCUCUGAAGGACAAAGGCAAUGAACUCUUCAAAGCCGGGAACUAUCUCAAAGCCGCUGCUCUCUACACUCAGGCCAUCAAACUCGAUCCUUCUAAUCCUGCUCUUUACAGUAACCGAGCAGCAGCGUUUCUGCAGUUAGUUAAGCUUAACAAAGCUCUAGCUGACGCUGAGACAACCAUCAAGCUGAACCCUCAAUGGGAGAAGGGGUACUUCAGGAAAGGUUGUGUACUGGAAGCCAUGGAAAAAUACGAAGACGCCUUGGCAGCGUUCCAGACGGCACUGCAGUACAAUCCACAGAGUGCAGAAGUUUCUAGAAAGAUCAAGAGGCUCGGACAGUUGCAGAAGGAGAAACAGAGAGCUCAAGAAGUGGAGACUUUGAGAUCAAAUAUCGACAUGGCCAAGCAUCUUGAUGAUUUGAAAUCGGAGAUGUCUGAAAAGUAUGGAACUGAAGCAUGUUGGGAAGAGAUGUUCUCUUUUCUUGUUUCGACCAUGGAAGCAGCAGUGAAAUCAUGGCACGAGACUUCUAAAGUUGACCCGAGGGUCUUCUUCCUUCUCGACAAAGAGAAAACACAAACUGAUAAGUAUGCACCAGCAGUCAACAUCGACAAGGCUUUUGAAUCGCCACACACACACGGCAAUUGCUUUGCAUUCCUCAGGCAAUACUCAGAGGAAUCAUUCUCUAAAGCUGCUUGCUUGAUAACACCAAAGAGUAUUAUAUCCUACCCACAGGUGUGGAAAGGACAAGGUUCGAGGAAAUGGAAACUCGGGCAGAACGACGGGUUCUUUGUUCAGUUCGAGUCUCCAUCUGUUCGAAAACUCUGGUUCAUCCCAAGCUCUAAAGAAAAGGGCCAAACUUUGUGCAGGGACCCUCAAACUCUGGAUAUCAGUGCACACGAGAUUCUUCCUCGCAUUUUCAAGGAGACGCCAAACAACUCGUAGAAUUGGUCAAGCUGCCUCUUUUUUUUUUUCAUUUUUGGCACGGCUGGACAAUUUGUUUGUGGGUUUUUUUUUUGGGUGUUAUGUCAUCUCUUUCAUGAACAAACACAUAAUAGUGAAGAAGAAAACAAGAAUCUCAUUGGGUUUUGUUGUAUUUGGCAUUGCAUGUGAAUGUGAAUGGAAAGCUGUAAUCUUUAGGGGGAGGGGGGGCAGCCAACCAUCCUUUAGUUGGGGAUUAGUGCACCCUUCGGCUUCAAAACAUUUUCUUUAUCUAUAUUUGAUCAGUGUU
Tarenaya hassleriana is the source of this 1458-nucleotide messenger RNA. RefSeq names its product STI1-like protein. NCBI's taxonomy places the organism in Eukaryota, Viridiplantae, Streptophyta, Magnoliopsida, Brassicales, Cleomaceae. The coding region runs from base 177 to 1172 and encodes 331 amino acids. The transcript has 8 exons. Gene Ontology annotation, molecular function: Hsp90 protein binding. The record is from RefSeq and is a predicted model, not a curated record.